UCGUCGCGAACGAACCGAGUAUAUACACUCUUCUUCUUUUCGACUCGCAGCUUUAACAAUUCGUAGGUAGGUAGGUAGGUAGGUAGGUAGGUAGGUAGGUAGGCUGGACUGGGAUUUGGGGUGGUCACGGACGGGCUUCAGCACGGCGCGGAUCCUCUCGCUCCGUGCUGGACCACAGCAGCGCGCCGUCGCCGUUGGAUGCAGCGGACCGAGCGUGGAGAAGCGACGACCGUCGAUGGCUGCCGGCCGGGGCGACGUAUUGUUAUCCGUAAUGCGGUACCAUAUUUUUAUGAUUCAUUGUUAGCCAGAUUGUGGAUAUCUUCGCGCGCGCGCGCGGCGCACUCCGUGUCCGCACGCGAAGCUCCACAAGUUUCGACAAGUAUGCGAACAUGCAACGAGCGCAUUCCGCAAUGGCGGAACACAUUCUCGAAACGACGUGAAGUUGCCGAAUAAUCGAAUCGCCCGAGCUGGAAUAUCGCGCGCCGGUGGCGACCCGUUGAUCCCUCUCGCGCUCGUUAAUCAUCUCUUAACCGCGCGGAAUAAUGUUCGCACAUCGAGUCGAAUAUCGAGAGUACCUCGGACCGCCGCGCGCGGGCUUUUCCGAGAGUAAACGGAUCGGCCGGCAAUUGAGAACCUCGAUGCGCCAUCGAGCGUAUCGAUAUUUCGGGAAUCGUGACCAUUAACCGUAACUGCGGUAUUUCUUACGGAGCAGAUUGACGGAGAGCGCCGCAGCAGCGCGCGGACCAUGGAAAAAGUCGCGCGCUCUCGCGUGUUUGCCGCUCGCCAAAAUGGACUUUCUGCGCGCCGGGAACGCCGAGAGCAGCCUCGCUGAAGGUCAAUUUGUGUCAAAUCGCGCUGGAGAAAUGAUUCCCGAUAUGCGAAGAGGCACAAGUCGCCUCGAGAGGGCGGGGUCACAUCGCCGCUAAACCUAACCCUAACCCAACUUUAACCCAAGUGGAGAGAGGAAAGGACAGACAUGAUUCUUCUGGAAAUCGCUGGAAUACAAUGUUCUUCCUGGAUCUACGCUGGAUCUACGCUGGAUCAACCGUAUAAGGCUGAAUGCUGAGAAGAAUGAAUGCAAAAAGUGACGCGAUCGGAAUAGAGCCAUGGAUUUCAUUGUCUGAACCUGGACCCCAUUGGGCACAUUGCGGGAAGUCGAGUCACCGAAACGACCUACUUUCCGGAGUUGCGACCACACAGUGUGAACGCGGUUCGCGGGGGUGCAGUUGCCGCACCGGAGGAUCCGGUUCGGGCCCGAGCUGCCUCGAUUCGAAGAUCUUCAGACCAGAGUUGCGGCCACGAGAUGGGUGCGGCUCCCGGGAGGUGCAGGUGCCGUACCGGAGGAUCCGGUUCGGGCCGAGCAGGGUCGACUUGAAGAUCUGUAGCGGAACGCGGUCGACCCUGAGUUCCUGGUAUUUUGGUGAGUCCAUAAAAAAACCGUAUAUAAGAAAUGACAGAUUCUGGAUUUGUUAG
Molecule: messenger RNA, 1473 nt
Organism: Harpegnathos saltator (Jerdon's jumping ant)
Lineage: Eukaryota; Metazoa; Arthropoda; Insecta; Hymenoptera; Formicidae
Exons: 6
Coding region: 1060-1473 (137 amino acids)
Source: RefSeq, a predicted model, not a curated record